GAACAAUAAUAAACAUCAACAACAUACAAGUGUAGUGUACGAUUCAAAUUAACAAACAAACCUACCAAAGGCUAUAAUUGUAAAAUCAACAAUAACCCAAAAACAAAACAACUUGCAAAUGAUAGGGACAGUAAAGUAAUUAUACCUUUCUUCAUGUUUGAAGUUGCUCAUAAGAACUUUCCCUUUUCAUCUCAAUUCUCAACUCAUAGCUUAUAAAAUCACAUUUUCAUCUUCACUGUUCAUUUACGCAUUUCAUCAAACACCUUCCAAUCUCUAAAUUCAAACCCAUUUCAUUCUAAUUAAUCAUCAUAAUCACAAUCAGCUCUUAAACCUGUAAGUAUAACUAACCAUUCAUUGUAAAUUUCCAUUCAAAUAAUCUUUACCCACCAACUUUUAUUUUUUUUGAACACCCACCAACUUACAGCUUAGACUAAUCUCUUUCAAGAUCUAUUAUUACUAUUAUUAUAAAAGUCUUGAUUUUUAAUAUUCCCAAUUUGUUUGAUUUUUUGGGCUAUUGAUAUUUGAUCAUACAUAUACACAUGACUACUGGUAGAAUCCUAACUAAAACCCCAUUGAUUUCUGGGUUUUCUCCAAUUAAUAAGUUUAGUGAUUCAAGAAUGAUGAGUGUAUUGUCCAGAUCAAGCUAUAGAUAUUAUAGAUGUAAUACUAAGAUUGUAGGUUAUAUACAUGUGACUAGUUUGAAUCGGCGAGAUUUUAGUGUUCCCGAUUCGAAUGGGGUUCAAUCUAGGAAUUUUAGCAAUAUUUUUUGUGUUAAUAUUGGUAGGGUUAGGCCGAGGGUUGUAUCAUUGAUACCGAAUGUAGCUUCGGAUUUUAGAAACCAGUCUACAUCGGUUGAUUCUAAUGUUAAUGACAAAAGCUUUGAGAAUAUUUUUAUUCAAAGCAGUUUGAAUCCAAAGCCUUUGGUGUUUGAUAGAAUUGAUACUGAUGAUCAAAGUAAAUUGGAGGAAGUUGAUGGAUCGAAAGUAAAUUUAGAUAUUAAAUUGAAUGAUUUGAGUGAGAAUAAAGAUGAGAGGGAGCUUUCUGAGAUUGAAAAGGAAGCUUGGAAGUUGCUUCGAACGGCUGUUGUUACUUACUGUGGGAAUCCAGUUGGGACUGUUGCUGCUAAUGAUCCUGCUGAUAAACAACCUCUGAAUUAUGAUCAAGUCUUUAUCCGUGAUUUUGUUCCAUCUGCGCUUGCCUUUCUGCUCAAUGGUGAAGGGGAAAUUGUCAAGAAUUUUCUACUUCACACAUUGCAAUUGCAGAGUUGGGAGAAGACUGUUGACUGUUACAGCCCAGGGCAAGGGUUGAUGCCAGCGAGCUUCAAAGUUAGAACUAUCCCUCUUGAUGGAAGCAAUGAAGCAUUUGAGGAUGUUUCAGAUCCUGAUUUUGGUGAAUCAGCUAUAGGCCGUGUUGCCCCUGUUGAUUCAGGAUUGUGGUGGAUUAUAUUGUUGAGAGCAUAUGGGAAGUUAACGGGUGACUAUUCAUUGCAAGAGAGAGUGGAUGUCCAGACAGGCAUAAGACUGAUCCUUAAGUUGUGUCUAACUGAUGGAUUUGACAUGUUUCCUUCUCUACUAGUCACUGAUGGUUCCUGCAUGAUUGAUAGAAGGAUGGGAAUUCACGGUCACCCUCUUGAGAUCCAGGCAUUAUUUUACUCAGCUUUACGCUGUUCUCGUGAGAUGCUGAUAGUGAAUGAUACAACUAGUAGUCUGGUGGCUGCCGUCAGUAAUCGUUUGAGUGCACUCUCCUUUCACAUGAGAGAGUACUAUUGGGUUAACAUGAAAAAGAUUAAUGAAAUAUAUCGCUACAAAACGGAAGAGUAUUCUACUGAUGCUGUCAACAAAUUUAACAUCUAUCCAGAGCAAAUUCCUUCAUGGCUCGUGGACUGGAUAUCUGAGGAAGGUGGAUAUUUCAUCGGAAAUCUGCAACCUGCUCACAUGGACUUUAGGUUUUUCACACUUGGAAACCUUUGGGCCAUUGUCUCUUCUUUAGGGUCAAAAAGACAGAAUGAGGGCAUUUUGAAUUUAAUAGAGGCCAAAUGGGAUGAUAUCAUUGGUCAAAUGCCUCUCAAGAUAUGCUAUCCAGCAUUGGAGGGCGAGGAGUGGCGUAUAAUCACUGGUUGUGACCCCAAGAACACCCCUUGGUCAUAUCACAAUGGCGGAUCUUGGCCGACACUUAUCUGGCAGUUCACUCUAGCAUGCAUCAAGAUGGGUAGGUCAGAUUUAGCACAGAAAGCAGUUAAUUUAGCAGAAAAAAGGCUUUGUGAGGAUAGAUGGCCAGAAUAUUAUGAUACUAGAAAUGGGAAGUUUAUUGGGAAGCAAUCGAGGUUGAUGCAGACAUGGACUAUAGCUGGUUUCCUUACUUCAAAGAUGCUUCUAAAGAAUCCAGAGAAAGCAUCUUUGUUGUUUUGGGAAGAGGAUUUUGAAAUUCUUCACAAUUGUGUCUGCAUGCUUAACAAAACUGGUAGAAGGAAGUGUUCACGUUUUGCAGCAAGAUCAAAGAUUCUUGUUUAAUAAUGACAUGUCUUCUUCUUCUACAGUAUCUGACUGGUAAUACAGUUGUAACUCUGCAUGGUGGAGUAGAGUUGUUUAUGGUUUUGAACUUUGAAGGUGGCUCACUCACACACACCUCAUCAUAGUACGAUGAUGGACUUCACUUUUCAGAAUUUUAUCUGCAUAAUAAAUAGUUCUGUAACAUCAUUAAAUAUGUGGGGGUAACUCAUUCCACGUAGAUUGUUAUUCCCUCAAUGGUUUUUUUUCACUGUAACUGCAUGUGCCAUGUGGCUUCACUGUGUAUCUGACUACACCAAUAAUAAUCACAUUGUUUUUCUUUUUUGAAUAAAA
Trifolium pratense (red clover) is the source of this 2840-nucleotide messenger RNA. RefSeq names its product alkaline/neutral invertase A, mitochondrial. Gene Ontology annotation, biological process: sucrose catabolic process. The record is from RefSeq and is a predicted model, not a curated record. Gene Ontology annotation, cellular component: mitochondrion. NCBI's taxonomy places the organism in Eukaryota, Viridiplantae, Streptophyta, Magnoliopsida, Fabales, Fabaceae. Gene Ontology annotation, molecular function: sucrose alpha-glucosidase activity; endo-alpha-N-acetylgalactosaminidase activity. The transcript is spliced from 6 exons. The coding region runs from base 540 to 2510 and encodes 656 amino acids.